AUGGCAUUGCCUCCACGACGUAUACUGACCUUGGAUGGCGGCGGGGUGCGAGGCUUGUCGUGCUUGAUGAUGAUUCGUGAGAUCAUGAACCAAAUAGCAGAGGAUGAGGGAAUAGAGAAACCAGAAGAGAUGAGGCCUGCAGACUAUUUUGAUCUUAUCGGCGGAACAAGUACUGGUGGUCUUAUAGCCAUACUUCUUGGACGCCUCCGACUCACGACCAAAGAGGCUAUCUUACUCUAUCGACAACUCGCCAAAGAGAUAUUUCAAGAACAACGAGGCUGGUCAGUUGGCGGGCUUCGGCUGUCCAAAGGUGGUCAAGAGCGUUAUGAUGCAAAGAUCCUCGAGUCAGCCAUUAAAAAGGUGGUUAAGGAUUUUCUAAAAGAUCCAGAGGCCACGAUGUACCAGGAACCCAAGGAUGGAGAGCGUCAUUGCAGAACCUUUGUUCUCGCUGUGUACAGCGACUCAGUGAACAAUCCUGAGCCGCAUCUAUUCACUACGUACAAUCGACAUGAUGGGACAAAGAUUUGGGAGGCGGCUCGAGCCACAAGUGCAGCAACUGGGUUUUUCGGGCCAAUGAUGAUUGGGGACCCGCCAGUUCGUUAUGUGGACGCUGGUCUGGGCUACAACAACCCUGGCGAGCAAGCAUACGAUGAAGCAAAACGGUUGUGGUGUGAAGUUCCUAUUGGAGUAUUUCUUUCUUUGGGCACAGGAAAGGAGACGGAAGCUUCUUUGCCAGAUUCCGGUAGACUUUUCGGUCUAUCAGCUCAGGCUGCGCAAAUCAAAGUUCUCAUUGACCUAACGACAACUGCUGCUGGAGUACAUAAUAAGCUAUUUAAGAGGUUUAAGCGAGAGAAGGAUACCCAAUACUUUCGUUUCAAUGUCGAUCAGGGUCUCCACAAAAUUGGACUCGAUGAGUGGAACCAAGAGAGUAAGCUGGCAGGCUUCACGAGCGCAUAUUUCGACAACGCCGAGACUCUUGAUCUGAAGGAACGCUGUGCAACACGGUUGCGACAACUCACUGGCGCCGCGAAACCCUUCACUAUUCCCGCGGACGUCUUUACAGCGGGACACGAAAACGAUAUCGAUAAUCCUGGUGAAGGAUCCCCAAGGAUGAAAUUCUGGUACCGAGAAAAAGUAGGCGAAUCUGGUUACCCAGAUGAUGUUGUUGUUGACACUAAAUUUCAAAAAUCAGAUAUCCGACCCCCAGGAAACACCAUUCUCUCUUGCCGGCGGAUCGUUCACAUCCAACUCCGGGGCCAGGCGUUCAACAUCCCGCACGGCAGAUACCGCGUAAAUUGGAUAAUUUUACCCCCGCCGAACCAUGACUGUCUCUUUUACUUCCCCUUUGGACUUAAACUUUCUGUAGGACGUGCGCAGAACCAAGGGCAUCGAUUCAUGCAUGAUGUGGUAGACGCUGAUAAAAAUCCACUCUUGGCCCCGAGGCUUCUGGAGCCAGGCUUCCAGGAAUGGAAUCUUAGCCCUGGUCUCUGGAACACCUACAAAAAUACCGGAUGGUGCGAGAUUGGAGGCCUCUAUGUGGACGUGGACGUUGAUGGACAUAUGGCUUUUGUUAUCUCAAAGGAGUUCGAGCGUCAGUGGUAUGGAGGGUUUUCUUUCGGCGGUGUUCGUCUUGAACCAAUACAAUGGUGA
Bipolaris victoriae FI3 is the source of this 1650-nucleotide messenger RNA. RefSeq lists its product as hypothetical. Gene Ontology annotation, biological process: arachidonate metabolic process. Bases 1 to 1650 code for a protein of 549 amino acids. The transcript has 2 exons. Lineage: Eukaryota; Fungi; Ascomycota; Dothideomycetes; Pleosporales; Pleosporaceae. The record is from RefSeq and is a predicted model, not a curated record. Gene Ontology annotation, cellular component: membrane.